AACCAUGGAUUUAAAGUGUAGCUCCUGAGAAACCAUACAGCACUCCUGUAUCUUCAGGGAUGGGAAAGCCUGGAAAAGAACAAAGAGCUCCUACAUACUUGUGUGUAUUUCUCAGCGUUCAUGCACAUGAAGGUUCUCAGACACAGCAUGGAGGAUGAUUAGUUUUGACCAGCUAAUCAACUACUCAUUCACAGCCCCUACCCAGGCCCCUGAGCGGCAGGGAUGGAGAACUCCUCGGCAGCGUCGGCCUCCUCCGAGGCUGGGAGCAGCCGCUCCCAGGAGAUCGAGGAGCUGGAGCGGUUCAUCGACAGCUACGUGCUCGAGUACCAGGUGCAGGGGCUGCUGGCCGACAAGACGGAGGGUGACGGCGAGAGUGAGAAGACGCAGUCCCACAUCUCCCAGGAGGAAGCGCUCAAUGGUGGACCUCCCAUGAAAAGCUUAACAGAAGAAUGGACGGCGGACUGCAGCGAGCAGCUGGACAGCAGCUGUUCCUUCUCCCGAGGACGAGCCCCCCCACAGCAGAAUGGCAGCAAAGACAACACUCUGGACAUGCUGGGCACGGAUAUCUGGGCUGCCAACACCUUCGAUUCCUUCAGUGGUGCCACCUGGGACCUGCAGCCUGAAAAGCUGGACUUCACCCAGUUCCAUCGGAAGCUCCGACACACGCCCAAGCAGCCCCUGCCACACAUCGACCGUGAAGGGUGUGGAAAAGGGAAGUUGGAAGAUGGGGAUGGAAUCAACCUGAAUGAUAUCGAGAAGGUCCUCCCGGCCUGGCAGGGCUACCACCCAAUGCCCCACGAAGUGGAGAUCGCGCACACGAAGAAGUUGUUCCGAAGGAGAAGAAACGAUCGAAGACGGCAGCAGAGACCCCCAGGAGGGAACAAACCCCAACAGCAUGGUGACCACCAGCCGGGCAGUACCAAACACAACAGGGACCACCAGAAAUCCUACCAGGGGGGCUCGGUGCCCCACCCCUCAGGGAGGGCCACUCAUCACGGCUACAGCCAGAACCGGCGCUGGCACCACGGCAACAUGAAGCAUCCACCUGGCGACAGGGGGGAGGCAGGCGCCCACCGCAACGCCAAAGAGACCGUGGCCAUGGAGAGCCCCAAACUCGAGGAUGCCCCGGGGGACACCGGGCACAGCGGCCUCGAGCACUCCUGCAGCCCCGAUGCCCUGGCCCCAGCGGUUUCCGAGAGGCUGCCCCUGCUGCCGCCAGGGGUUCUGGAAGCCGAGACAAAGCGUAAAGACAGUGUUAUUCCCGAGCGCAGCGGGGAGCGGCCCAAAAUUACCCUGCUCCAGUCUUCCAAAGACAGGCUGCGGCGAAGGCUGAAAGAAAAGGUACCGGAUGAAGUGGCCGAGGAGACCACCAACCCUCAGCAGAACAAGAUGGACAAGUUGAUUGAGAUCCUGAACAGCAUGCGGAACAACAGCAGCGACGUGGAUGCCAAGCUCACCACCUUCAUGGAGGAGGCCCAGAACUCGACCAACUCCGAGGAGAUGCUGGGGGAGAUCGUCCGCACCAUCUACCAGAAGGCUGUGUCCGACCGCAGCUUCGCCUUCACCGCGGCCAAGCUCUGCGACAAGAUGGCGCUCUUCAUGGUGGAGGGGACCAAGUUCCGGAGCCUGCUCCUCAACAUGCUUCAGAAGGACUUCACGGUGCGGGAGGAGCUGCAGCAGCAGGACGUGGAGCGCUGGCUGGGCUUCAUCACCUUCCUGUGCGAGGUGUUUGGCACCAUGCGCAGCAGCACGGGCGAGCCCUUCCGCGUGCUCGUCUGCCCCAUCUACACCUGCCUCAGGGAGCUCUUGCAAUCUCAGGAUGUGAAGGAAGAUGCCGUCCUGUGCUGCUCAAUGGAGCUGCAGAGCACAGGCCGGCUGCUGGAGGAGCAGUUGCCCGAGAUGAUGGCCGAGCUCCUGGCCAGUGCCCGUGACAAGAUGCUGUGCCCCUCGGAGUCGAUGCUGACACGGUCCCUGCUCCUGGAGGUCAUCGAGCUCCACGCCAACAGCUGGAACCCUCUGACGCCCCCCAUCACGCAGUACUACAACAGAACCAUCCAGAAACUGACAGCCUGACAGCCAGGGUGCCUGGCGGGCGGCCCGCGGGCAGCUGGGGCCCUGGUGCACAGGGCCAGAUGGACAGGCGGGAGGACAGGGGUGGCCCUGGUGGGAGAAAGAAAUGGGGAGGAAGGCGAGCAGAGCCGGCGGCCAGUCC
This is a messenger RNA of Camelus dromedarius (Arabian camel), 2212 nucleotides long. RefSeq names its product cap binding complex dependent translation initiation factor (gene CTIF). Bases 223 to 2073 code for a protein of 616 amino acids. Gene Ontology annotation, biological process: regulation of translational initiation. Gene Ontology annotation, molecular function: protein binding; translation activator activity; RNA binding. The transcript has 13 exons. Gene Ontology annotation, cellular component: cytosol. NCBI's taxonomy places the organism in Eukaryota, Metazoa, Chordata, Mammalia, Artiodactyla, Camelidae. The record is from RefSeq and is a predicted model, not a curated record.